This is a messenger RNA of Sporothrix brasiliensis 5110, 3360 nucleotides long. Its product is annotated as alpha-mannosidase. Gene Ontology annotation, molecular function: alpha-mannosidase activity; carbohydrate binding. Gene Ontology annotation, cellular component: fungal-type vacuole membrane. The transcript has 2 exons. Gene Ontology annotation, biological process: mannose metabolic process; oligosaccharide catabolic process. Lineage: Eukaryota; Fungi; Ascomycota; Sordariomycetes; Ophiostomatales; Ophiostomataceae. The record is from RefSeq and is a predicted model, not a curated record. The coding region runs from base 1 to 3360 and encodes 1119 amino acids.
AUGGGCGGCGGCGAACGAGCUCCGCACGUGUGCGGCCACCACAGCUACCCGCAGCUGGCCCACCGGCCCGUUGGCCAGAAGAUCUCCAAGAUCUACCGCGAACGCAUCGGCCAGUUCUACUCCCAGGGACAAUGGGACAAGGUCAACCUGCUAUCCAUGAUGGAUGACGGCGUCGCCGCCGGCAAGCCACACGUCAAGCUCUCAAAGUGGUCCGUUCCGGGCCUCGACCGCCCCACCUUCGCCGAGGCCGUCAAGCAGAAGUUCGAGGAGGCGUCGGUGGGCGACUCGUUUGGCCCCUCGUGGUCCACCCACUGGUUCCGCGUCGAGAUCACCGUGCCCAAGGAGCUGCAGAAGAAGGAGCUCCUCGAGUUCCACUGGGACGGCAACAACGAAGGCCUCAUCUGGUCCGAGAACGGCGAGCCGCUGCAGGGCCUGACCGGCGGCGGAGAGCGCAUCGAGUGGAAGCUGCCGGCGAGCUUCCGCGACGGCAAGCCCCACAUUGUCUACGUCGAGAUGGCCUGCAACGGCAUGUUCGGCAACGGCAGCAACGGCGACAGCAUCCAGCCUCCCGACCCGAACCGCUUCUUCCAGCUGACCAAGGCCGACAUUGUCGCCGUCAACUACCCCGCGCGCCAGCUCUGGAUCGACGUCUGGAUCAUCGGCGACGCCGCCCGCGAGUUCCCCGAGGACUCGUGGGAGCAGCACAAGGCCCUCGACGUGGCCACCCGCAUAAUCGACACCUUUGAGCGCGGCAGCCAGGAGUCCAUCCUGCGUGCCCGCAAGAUCGCCGAGGAGUACAUUGGCGCCAAGGUCGACGACCCCUCCGUCUUCACCACCAAGCCCGGCAAGGAGCCCAUCGUCUUCGGCAUCGGCCACUGCCACAUCGACACCUGCUGGCUGUGGCCCUGGGCCGAGACCAAGCGCAAGGUCGCCCGCUCGUGGACCAACCAGUGCAACCUGAUGGACGAGUUCCCGGAGCUCAACUUUGCCUGCUCGCAGGCCCAGCAGUACAAGUGGCUCAAGCAGUUCUACCCCUCCGUCUUUGAGCGCGUCCGCGCCAAGGUCACGAGCGGCCAGUUCCACCCCAUCGGCGGCAGCUGGGUCGAGCACGACACCAACAUGCCCAGCGGCGAGGCCCUCGUGCGCCAGUUUGUCUACGGCCAGCGCUUCUUCGAGGGCCACUUUGGCGCGCGCUGCCAGACCUUCUGGCUGCCCGACACCUUUGGCUACUCCAGCCAGCUGCCCCAGCUGUGCCGCCUGUCCGGCAUGACGCGCUUCCUGACCCAGAAGCUGAGCUGGAACAACAUCAACAAGUUCCCGCACACCACCUUCAACUGGAUCGCCCUGGACGGCAGUCAGGUUCUGUGCCACAUGCCGCCGUCCGAGACGUACACCGCCGAGGCCCACUUUGGUGACGUCCGCCGCAGCGUCUCCCAGCACAAGUCCAUGGACCAGGACCACACGUCGCUGCUCGUCUUUGGCAAGGGCGACGGCGGCGGCGGCCCCACGUGGCAGCACGUCGAGAAGCUGCGCCGCUGCCGCGGCAUGGCCGACACCGUGGGCCUGCUGCCCCGCGUCCACCUGGGCAAGUCCGUCGACGACUUUUUUGACCACCUCGAGGCCAAGGCCGACAAGCUCGUCACCUGGUACGGCGAGCUGUACUUUGAGCUGCACCGCGGCACGUACACCACGCAGGCGAACAACAAGCGCAACAACCGCCGCGCCGAGUUCAUCCUGCGCGACAUUGAGUACCUGGCCACCCUGGCCUCGCUCCAGCCCGGCUCCGAGUACAAGUAUCCCAAGGCCGACAUCGACGACAUGUGGGAGGCCACGCUGCUCUGCCAGUUCCACGACUGUCUUCCCGGCAGCUCCAUCGAGAUGUGCUACGACGACUCGGACGAGCUCUACGCCAAGCUCUUUGACACCGCCGACCGUGUCCUCAAGGACAUCUACGACGUGCUGGGCUUCGCCCCCGUCGCGUUUGGCGCGGCCCAGGCGCAGGUGGAUGAUUCAACCUUGGCGGCCGUCAACACGCUGCCCUGGCCGCGCAAGGAGCUGGUCGCCAUCUCGGAGAACGAGUGUGCCGUCGCCGACGGCGCCGGCUCGCUGAUCCCGCUCCGCCCCCUCUCUUCGUACGCUGCGCCGAACAAGGCGCCCGUCACGGUCAGCGAGGUGUCCAAGGGCGUGUUCGUGAUGCAGAACGCCGACCUGCGCGUCACCAUCCAGAACGGCGUCAUCACGUCGCUGUACGAUUACCUCAACGAGCGCGAGGUCGUCUCUCCCGGCGAGAAGGCCAACCAGUUUGUCAUCUUCGACGACAAGCCGCUGUACUGGCAGGCCUGGGACGUCGAGGUGUACCACCUGGACACGCGCAAGGAGCUGGAGACGACGGCUGUGUACAUUGGCGAGGAGAAGGCGCACCGCGUCAGCAUCGUCACCGAGACGCGCAUCAGCGACAAGAGCAGCAUCCGCACGACCAUCAGCCUGGCGGCCGCCCUGCCCGGCCAGCCGUCGACGGUCGAGGUGACGAGCGACGUGGACUGGCACGAGACGAUGCAGUUCCUCAAGGUCGAGUUCCCCGUGACGGUGCGCAACACCGAGGCCACGUACGAGACGCAGUUCGGCCUGGUGCGCCGUCCGACGCACUACAACACGAGCUGGGACAUGGCCAAGUUCGAGGUGUGCUGCCACAAGUUUGCCGACCUGUCCGAGAACGGCUACGGUGUCUCGAUCCUCAACGAGAGCAAGUACGGCUUCGCGACGGUGGGCAACCUCAUGCGCCUGUCGCUGCUGCGGUCACCCAAGGCGCCCGACGCCCACGCCGACAUGGGCCGCCACCAGAUCCGCUGGGCCAUCAUGCCGCACAAGGGCGCGCUGGGCGCGGCGACGAUCCGCAAGGGCUACGAGUUCAACAACCCGCUCCAGUCGGUGGUCCGCGCGCCCAAGCAGCUGGGCCUGGGCCCCGCCGGACCGACGGCCGCCAAGACCAAGACCAACCCGCUGCGGCUCGUGGGCGACGCGUCGCUGGUGCUGGACACGGUCAAGCGUGCCGAGGACGACGCGGACGUGCGGUCGCAGACGGCCAAGGACGCCGACGGCCCGCACCUGCCGACGCCACGCAAGAGCCGCAGCGUGGUGCUGCGCAUCUACGAGAGCCUGGGCGGCCAGUCGCGCGGGUCCGUGGUGGUCAGCAAGGCGGCGUGGCCCGUAAAGGCCGUGUACAAGACCAACCUGCUCGAGGACGACCAGGAGACGGUUGCGCUCCGCACUGCCCUUGACGAGAACGCCGACGAGACGGCCACUUUCGACAUUGAGCUGCGGCCGUUUGAGGUGGCCACCUUCCGGGUGCAGCUGGCGUAA